CCCAUCAUCUUCCCUUCCUCAUAAAUCAUAAUACUUCCCCUCUUCUUCUCACAACUUCUAUUACUUUUCCCCAAAUUUUCUUCUAGUCUCUUCAUCUUUUAAAUUGGGUUUGGUUCUCUUUUUGAGUUACCAAAACUAAUGCUAUUGUGAUUUGUGAAGAAAGUUAAGAGAAGGAAAUGAUGAAAGAGAAUAACAUUAACACAAGUAAUAACUUAAAUAAUGGUGGGUAUAGAAAAGGAGGAGGUGGUGGUGGUGCUGGUGCUGGAGCAGCAUCACCAUGUGCAGCAUGUAAGCUUCUUAGGAGAAGAUGUGCACAAGAUUGUGUGUUUGCUCCUUACUUCCCUGCUGAUGAACCUCACAAAUUUGCUAAUGUUCACAAAGUUUUUGGUGCUAGCAAUGUCAACAAAAUGCUUCAGGAAUUACCGAUGCAUCAACGAGGCGACGCGGUGAGCAGUAUGGUAUACGAAGCGAACGCGAGAGUCCGCGACCCGGUUUAUGGGUGUGUAGGUGCAAUAUCAUCACUGCAACAACAAAUUGAUGUUUUGCAAACUCAACUAGCAAUUGCACAAGCUGAAGUUGUUCAUAUGAGGAUGAGAUCACAGACAUCAUCAUCAAUUACUAAUCUCACUAUUAACUCAUCGGCAACAAAUGAACAACAAGCUGCUUCUGCUCUUUGGUCUUGUUAACACAUCAAAUUAACAAGGAAGAAUUUUAGUUAAUUAAACUCUUUUAUCUUUUUUUUUUCUUUUGCUUUACUAUAAUACUAGUAGUUUGUUUAAAUUAAUAUAUAUGUAAGAAAUUAAAAAAACAUCUCUCUAAUUUAUACUUUGUCUUUAGAGAUGAUGAUUAUAUUAAGUAAAAUCAAACCCACUUAGUUGUAGGGGAAUGAGUUAGAGAGGAAGUUUGGAGUAAGUGGAAAUGAAUUAUUAUCAUUGAUAAUAAUUCUAUUGUAGAUAUAUAAAGAUCUAAUAUAAAUACAUGUAUGUUUAAUUAUUUUAUGA
Messenger RNA from Papaver somniferum (opium poppy), 1001 nucleotides. RefSeq names its product LOB domain-containing protein 4-like. The record is from RefSeq and is a predicted model, not a curated record. Bases 177 to 686 code for a protein of 169 amino acids. The transcript is spliced from 2 exons. Lineage: Eukaryota; Viridiplantae; Streptophyta; Magnoliopsida; Ranunculales; Papaveraceae.